Apaloderma vittatum (bar-tailed trogon) is the source of this 600-nucleotide messenger RNA. RefSeq names its product C-type lectin domain family 3, member B (gene CLEC3B). The record is from RefSeq and is a predicted model, not a curated record. Lineage: Eukaryota; Metazoa; Chordata; Aves; Trogoniformes; Trogonidae.
AUGGCGAUCCGGGGAGCCUGCCUCCUCCUCCUCAUCCUCGUCCUCUCCCUUGCCCAAGUCUCUUCUGGUCAGCAAAACUCCAAAGCCCGGCCAAAACCAGCAGUUUCCAAGAAAGAUGGAGUGAGCCUCAAAAUGAUCGAAGACCUGAAGGCCAUGAUUGACAACAUCUCUCAGGAGGUUGCUCUACUGAAGGAAAAGCAGGCACUCCAGACAGUUUGCCUGAAAGGCACCAAAAUUCACCUAAAAUGCUUUCUUGCAUUCUCGGAGACCAAGACAUAUCACGAAGCCAGCGAGAGCUGCAUCUCACAGGGCGGCACACUCAGCACCCCGCAGAACGGGGAGGAGAACGACGCUCUCUACGACUACAUGCGCAAGAGCAUCAGCUCCGAGGCGGAGAUCUGGCUGGGCCCUGAGGGCAAGUGGGUCGACAUGACAGGCGGCCCUGUCCGCUACAAGAACUGGGAGACUGAAAUCACCACCCAGCCUGAUGGCGGCAAGCUGGAAAACUGCGCGGCGUUGUCAGGGGCUGCUGCAGGCAAGUGGUUCGACAAGAGGUGCAGGGACCAGCUGCCCUACGUCUGUCAGUUCAUGAUUGUGUAG